AUGAGAGUUCUUGAGAAGGAUACCGACAGAAAGGCCCAGGUCAAUAUCUAUGUCAAGGGUCAGGUUCAGGCUCUCGAGGAAUAUGGAGAGUACGUGGACCCGAGAGACAACGCAAUUUGCUGCUAUGUACCCAUCGAUGAGGGCCAUCAGCCUAAAGUGGGCGGCAGGUUCUCCGGCAAGACUUUGGCUGUAGCCCAUGACACGUUUGUAGACGGUAUACUCCGUAAAGCCGGCUCGCAUGUGGCUAAGUCAGUGAUCCUACACAACAGGAAAGUCGACACCGAAACCUUUCUUUACAAGACCACAAAAGGCAUCAUCGAUACCGCCAUUACGGUAGUUCCACUCGAGCAUGCUGUUACGAUCCAAGACGACGCCCCAGAAACCAUCGGAACCAUGGAGCUGCGACUGUACAUCACCCGCCAACUGGGAGACUGGCACGAAAUUGGCAAAGUAAAGAAGUACUACGCCCACGGAAGUGAUGUAAAAGACAGGGAUACGGGCGGUAUCGAGCAGAAAGUAGGCUACAACCGCAUAGCUCCCAUUUUCAGGAUGAACUUCGAGAAGGACACUACUCCACUGGAGGAUAAUCAACCGAAAAUCUACCAGCGUAGGGCGGAUGCGAGACGCCCAGACGACAUUCUCGACCGCGACAUGGUCAUGACUUUCGACCCUGACGACAAAGAUAUAGGCGAAGCGCAUACUCUAGUGCUGGAACCUCUUCCUCCUCUGACCAUAGGCGCAAAGCCCCCAUCGAAAAACGACGGAGAUGCCUCGUCGCGAUCCGAAUCGCCAAUGCCUUCCACGACGCCAGCGAAAAGCGCACAGACAGCCCCAAAGAUCUCCAGCCCCAUUCAGAAGAAAUCUGGACCCAAACCAAAGACCCCUGAAGGCACCAUGAGCUCAGAAACCCAGAACAAGACCCUUGCACUUUCCGAACAACCGACCGCGGCGCCCAAUCAGGCACUUGCCAAUGGAGAUACUGAUAACAUCACAUCUACCUCUAUUUCCGAUAGCGGUGGUGAGAAAGUUACAGAAAAGAUCGCCGCUGCGCCUUCUGUACCGGUAGCCGACAUGAUCGCAAAAGUAUCCAGUCUUCCAGAAUCAAGCACUAAGCCGGCAAACGCGCACGCAGAGAAGUCCGUAUCCGUAGCCAAGGCGACUACCAAGCAGCCUCCGCAAACGCCCAUCACUCCAGCAAAUAAGGCGACCGCGAAAUCAGCACCUGUCACUACCAACAUUACCAACGGUCAGAAGAAGUCAGAUACGCCCCCAGUGGCAGUCGUACCAGUCAAACGUUCAUCUACCACCGCCAAUGGUAUGACACCGGAGCCAAAGCGUGCGAAGUCCGUACCUACGCCCGUGCCGACGUCUUUGCCACCCUCUACCUUGCCUACAGCUCCGCGCUCAUCAACACCCAAGACGCUUUCCAUCGAGCGCCAGCUGGCAGAUCAGCGUAAAAAGCUCGAUGAUAUGCGCAAGAGGCGUGCGGAGACCGCCAAGAAGCAGGCUGAAAUCGAUGAACAGAUGGGCCCCUACAAGCAGCGAAUGGCCGAGGAGCUGGAUCGUCUCAACAGAGAGAUGCUGGAAGAGGAAAGCGCUUACACCGAGGAGGCUGAGCACUACAGCACUAGCGUUGAGGUUCUGCAGGAGUUCAAGAAGGCUGACGAUGGCAAUUAA
Messenger RNA from Alternaria viburni, 1677 nucleotides. RefSeq lists its product as uncharacterized. Lineage: Eukaryota; Fungi; Ascomycota; Dothideomycetes; Pleosporales; Pleosporaceae. The transcript is spliced from 4 exons. The record is from RefSeq and is a predicted model, not a curated record. The coding region runs from base 1 to 1677 and encodes 558 amino acids.